Molecule: messenger RNA, 2843 nt
Organism: Cryptotermes secundus
Lineage: Eukaryota; Metazoa; Arthropoda; Insecta; Blattodea; Kalotermitidae
Gene: Ntf-2
Product: probable nuclear transport factor 2
Exons: 5
Coding region: 190-690 (166 amino acids)
Biological process (GO): protein import into nucleus
Cellular component (GO): nuclear pore central transport channel
Source: RefSeq, a predicted model, not a curated record
AAUCGGAAAGUUAGCUUCCGUUAGUCCAUGCUGCCAUCUAAUGGCCCACGCGUUUAUGGGAAUUUUCGUUUGAGUGCAGUGCUGGGAAGGAUUAAAAUCUAGAGACGUGUUCGGGAGAGAAAUAAUUGAGGGUAUAUUUCAUAUAUAAAUAAUUAGUCCUGAGUUAGCAGAACUGAAUCGUAUUAUAGAAUGACUCUAAAUCCAGCAUAUGAAGCCAUCGGGAAAGGCUUUGUUCAGCAAUACUAUACAAUCUUCGACGACCCUGUCCAGCGACCAAAUUUAAUAAAUAUGUAUAAUACUGAAAGUUCAUUCAUGACAUUUGAAGGACUUCAAAUACAAGGGGCUGUAAAAAUUAUGGAGAAACUAACUAGUCUAAGUUUCCAAAAAAUAAAUAGAGUCAUUACAGCUGUCGAUUCUCAACCAAUGUUCGAUGGAGGAAUUCUUAUAAAUGUUCUUGGAAGACUACAGACGGAUGAGGAUCCGCCACACGCCUAUAUCCAGACCUUUGUGCUGAAGCCAAUAGGGACCAGUUUUUAUGUGCAGCAUGAUCUCUUCCGACUUGCAUUACACGACAGUGCUGAUGAGGAUCCCCCACAUGCAUAUUCGCAAGUAUUUGUGCUGAAACCACUGGGCAAUUCCUUCUUUUGCCAACAUGACAUCUUUCGCCUGGGUAUCCAUGACUCAGCUUGAAGAAUGAGCACCAGUCAUAACACCAAAUGAAUACAAAAGGCAUUGCCGUUGUUGUGGAUGAAUAGUAUGUGAUGGACAUAUUGCCAGUACAUGGUAUAUAAACAUAAAUGAAUAAUACUUUGAACAAGUUGUUUGAAAAAAGCUGCAUUCAAGUUCAGUGAAUAAUGAUGCAUGUUAAAACCCUUCCAUUCACCAUGUGUUCAGAAUGUGAUGUCCUUAUGUGAUCACAGCAACUUUUCACAUGACUUAACACAAGGAUAAGAGUACCACAAUUCUCAUCAGCACCGACUUAAAGUUGCGAACACAUGGUGGUUUUUGAACUUAUUUAACCUUCAAGAUGACAACAUUGUCACAUUUAGGAUGCUGCGCCACCUGGGAGUUAGAAGUGUACUUUCUAUGCUGAUGCUAACAUCUUCUAAUUUUCAAUCUUCGUGUGAACAAGUACCCUGUUUUGAUGGAGUAAAGAUGAUCCUGCAGUCUGUAAUAAUUUAACCUCCUGAUUGAAACUAAAUUUCCUAACUCUAGUUAUUGUUGGGAACUUUCAAUUGCGUAUGGCUGUGAAAGUUAAACUACAUGUAACAAGGUACUUCAUCUAGUAUGAAGUUAUGUGAAUCUUGUGACAUAAUACUGUGCAGUGGUUUUUCAGGGCAUGUUAAGGUGAGUAAGAUGUUACAAAUGAACUGGCUUGUAUGUACAUGUUGACAUAAGUUUUUUAAUGUUACCGGGUGGUCCACCGAUCAUGAGAUAUGUUUGUAGAAAUUUAAAACAGGCUACACAUCAGUUUUGAUUAUGUUUAUUCAAAAGACUGCUUAUGUCAUUGCCCUCUGCUUACAAGGUCGUUCACCUUAUGUUGGUGAAAAAUUAAUAAGAUCUGUGCAGUGUAUAUUAAAUUUGUUAGUGGGAGUGGGGAUUGCCAUUUAAAGUGAGCUGUAACGGAUAUGCCUUUUGUAGGGUAGCUUUUUUUUUUUUACAUAAGUGCAAGGAUUUUAAAAUGUUGCUAUCCCAAUUUAUCAAUUAUUAUUGGAACUGGUAAGAAUUUAAAAUAAAGCCAUUUCAUGAUCAUUUAUUGUACAUUUAAAUGUCAUUUCAUAUACAUUAUUUCCUAGUUUACCACAAAAUAUUGUAUAAUUCAUUGUUAUAGUAAUGGUGCUUAUCUGUGAAGUUGAGGUGCCAUUUACUGACAGUGCACUGAAGAAAGAAAGAAGGAAAAAACUAAUAGAAAUGUCAAGAGCUCGCUGAAGAGAAAGUGGGUGAAAUUGGUGAUAGGGUUGAACACUCUCCUUGAAAAUCCGUCAUGUGCUAUGCACAGUGAACUGGAGUUUUACGUUUCAAGGCCACACUGUUCUGAAAAUACCAGCUCAAAUGAUCAGUAUACACCCAUUACACAAACUUUAUUUCGGUAAUAAACUAAAUAAGUGUAUGAGGUACUUCAGUCAUACCGCAGUUUUUGACGGAUGUUGCUAAUAGCAUGGUAUAGAAAACUAUAAAAAAUUGUAAGCAUCACAUAACAUGGGAAAGGUUAUUAUUUAAGUCUGUUCAAAACUUUAAAUUUAAAAUUAAAAUCCUGGUAAUGUAUAAAAUGUGUGUCAUGGGAGCUGAAUGAGGAGUGGAGGUGGAAUUCGCUUGCCUACUUGUGCCUCGUGUUUCAUCUGGUACAUUGAGGUUCCCCCUUCUAGACUGUCCCAGCAGUGUGAUACAUUAUGGGCCACUUUUUAAUUUUCUGUUGGCACCAAUAUGAUUCUGGAAGUUCAGACAUAUUUAUAACCAUGGCUACAAGCCCUAAGAAGACAGGCUUGGUUGACUGCAGAAGGCAAGAAGAGGCUUCUUAGUUGAGACAUGCAUGGAGCCAGGUGUGAACCAGAGCAUGCUGUUGUGAAUCGCAAGUUAGUUCUGCAGGGUCAGAGAGAAGAUGAAAGAGAGGACAGGGCAGUGACCGAGCAGUGGUGUUGUGGCGCUGUGAGUGGCUACUGACGGUGCUCCAAGUAAUGAUAAACGUUCCAGUGAAUUACAAAACAGUAACAUUUUUACAAGUUGUGUAUGUAGUACAAUGCAAUGUACAGUAGUAACAUUCAGUUAAGUUCUGUCAUGAAUUAUAAAGUGGCUAGACCAUUACAUGCUGUUUCUUGCAAUAAAGAAUUCUUGAUAGUUUUUUA